Messenger RNA from Moneuplotes crassus, 2131 nucleotides. Lineage: Eukaryota; Ciliophora; Spirotrichea; Euplotida; Euplotidae. The record is from the annotation of a GenBank genome assembly.
AUAAAAUGGAAAACCCUUCUAUCCAAGACAUUCUGACCUGUGUAGUUUGCACCAACCUUCAGGCCGAUUCAGCAGGAAGGAAGUUUCCAUUCCAAUGUGGAGCCUGUAUGCAGUAUCUCUGCUCAGAAUGAAAGGAUAAGCCCCACUUUGAUGAAGACGGAGACGAAUGAGAUGAACCAGAGAUCGAAGAUAUCGAGCUAAACACAGUUGCGCAGGAAGAUCUUCUCCAACAGAAGUAUAGAUGUCCUAAGGGAUGAGGAAAAGACACUAUGAGCUAUGACGAAGCCUUACAACAUCUAGGCACUUGUACAGUCAGUGAUAAGAAAACUAAGAUAGAGAAGCUACUUGACCAACUUGAUGGCCCUGAUUUGCCAAUCACUUGGGAAGCCAGGAGUCGAUGCAAGAAGUGUAGCUGAGUUCCUUUCCAACCACUCUACUUUUGUAAUUGAAGCAUCGGUUUGUAUUGAACGUUCUGAAGAGCUCAAGAUGAAAAGUGAAUCAGCUGCAACUCAGUUAUCAGAUCUGUCUGAUUUAUGAGUGAGGAGUUAUUUACCGAGAAAGUAUUCAAACUCCAGAUCAAGCGGUAUCUUUGUAGAUUCUGAGAAGAGCCUUACACUUGGGAUGCUUUGGCUAUUCACGAGAGAAUCUGAUUUGUUAAUGCAACUCCAGAAAAGCAAGAAGAGAUAAAGCAUAAAGAAAUUAAAAAUCAUUACUUAUUAAGAGAAGAAUAUUGUGAAAAGAUGGAGAACAUAUUUUGAGAUGUUCAGGAGAAAUUGUCACAAAGAUUGGCUAGAUUUGAGACUGAAUUCAUCAGAUUGCAACAGAAAAAUUGAGAGUUAAGAGGAAAAGAACUAGGAGAGGAGAGAAUUGAAGGUAUUAAAAAGUUUAUCUCCAAGCUAAGAGACGAAGAGAAGAUAAAUCUAGCUAUAAAGGAAGCUGUAAAUCGUAUUGAAAAUUAUCCUGAAACGUUAGAACCUCCAGCACCAGAUCAGAAUGAGUUUAUUAAGUUUAAGAAGUUUGACAAGAUAUUUACCUUAUUUAAGUUUAACAAUAAGGUUGUGAAUCCUGGAAUUCAGAAGAAGGUUCAUAAACAUUCUCGUCCUUUGAUCCAAGCUGACGGAUUUAAGAUUGUACAAACUCCUCUCUCAAACAGAGUGUUUUUGAUAGGAGGUGAUGCAAAUCCUUGGGGAACUUUUGAGUUUGACCUUGAACAGAAUAAGUUUCUCCCUGAAAAGAAACUGAAAGGAGAUAAAGAUAUAAUAGUUCCUCUUUCUAUAGGAAGGUCUCAUCAUUCCUUAUCUGCAACAUGAGGACUGAUAUUUUGUACAGGUGGAAAGCCAGAUUUCUUAAGAAAACAAGAUGAUCCAGACAAUGAAAUUGAUGAAUCUAAUGGAAAGCUUAUAGAAGUUUUUAAGCUCAAGGAAGGGAAAUGGAUUCAGUACAAUAACAGAUUACAGAAUGCUAGGUGAUGCCAUAGCUCUUGUAUUUUAGGAAAUUAUCUAUAUCUAUUUCAAGGAUAUGAUGUUUCUAGCUAUGCAAUCAACUCUGUCUCAAUAGAAAGGAUAAGAAUUGACAUUAGUGAAGCAACCUUGUUCCCUGAUCCAGGAUAUGAGUCUAAGUAUGCAGUACAAGAGUGUAGAUUUGGGGUUCAUGUGAGACCCUUUACUGCUAUUUUUCCUACUCAAAGUCAGAACCAAAUCAUAUACUUUGGAUAUACAGGAUUAGAAGAGAAUUGUAUACAGCCAUUAGAUCAAAGAGAUUUAAUCAGAACAGACAAAGAGAAUCAAAUUUACCAUAAAUAUAUUUUAAGGGAUGAAUAUCCAAGAUAUAAUGAGUCUAACCAGCAGCUCAAUUGGGAAAAGGAGGAAUACCAAGAGGCUGUUAAGAAAAUUAGUGAUAAAAUGCAAGAGGAAGAAGAGAUUAAAUCAUUGAAUAAACCUCUUUGUGAGGAAUAUAUCCAUCACUCUAUGUACUUUAGAGGAAUUACAUUUUUCCAUUCCAAUGUUGAAAAACUGUGCUACUUUGAUGAUGAAGAAGGAUUCAGAAUAAAGGAGGUGCCGAAUCCAGAAAAACAAGCAGAUAAUGAUAGCUCGUCAGAUUCUGAUUAAUAUCGCAUUCAAUAUUAUUUUUA